Molecule: messenger RNA, 1074 nt
Organism: Penicillium hordei
Lineage: Eukaryota; Fungi; Ascomycota; Eurotiomycetes; Eurotiales; Aspergillaceae
Product: class I SAM-dependent methyltransferase
Exons: 9
Coding region: 1-1074 (357 amino acids)
Molecular function (GO): methyltransferase activity
Source: RefSeq, a predicted model, not a curated record
AUGGAUAAAAAGAUACAUACUGAACCCGAGGAUGAUAUCGCCGUGGAUCCCACGACCCAUGUCACGACCGUUUACGGUGAUGACUGGCAAUCCGAAACCACUUCGAUCGGCUCCUCGCUGUAUCGGGGGCUAGAGGAGAAUGGCCGACGAUAUCAAACCUUGAGCCACAAAGAAUAUCUGAUUCCAUCGGAUGAGAAGCAGUUCGAAACAUACGAAGCUGGCCACUUGGUAGCCCUCGUCAUGGACUCAGACCACGACAACCCCCUUUUCCAUGCCCCUGUUAAAGAUCCCAAACAUAUCCUCGACCUUGGAACAGGUCUAGGUAACUGGGCCAUCGAUGUAGCCGACAUGUUCCCAACAACCACCGUCCGCGGAGUCGACCUCUUCCCACCACCAGUAACAUGGAUGCCCCCAAACUGCAUCCUGGAAGUCGACAACAUCGCCGAAGAAUGGACCUGGAACGAACCCCAAGACCUCAUCCACAUGCGCAUCAUGAUCGGAGCCUUCGACCACGCAGAAUGGAGUCGCGUCUACCAGCAAUGCUACGACAACAUCCGCCCAGGCGGUUGGAUCGAACAACUAGAAGCAAGCCCCUACAUCGAAUGCGACGACGACAGCCUACCAGCAGACAGCAUCCUGCGCAGCUGGGGACCCGCGCUAUCAGCAUGCGGCAAGCGUGCCGGCCGCCCCCUAGAAACAAUCGAUAUGAUGCAAGACGCCUUCCGCAAGGCUGGGUUCGUGGAUAUCUGUGAAAAAGAAUACAAAUGGCCCAUUGGGCCCUGGGCCCGUGAUCAGAAAUAUAAAGAGGCCGGAACGGUUAAUUACCAGCAUUGGAUGUCCGGUAUGGAGGGCUGGGCUAUGUGGUUGCUUUGUAAAUUCGGGGCGCCGGAGCCUUGGUCGCAGGAUGAGGUUAUUGUUUAUGUUGCGAAGCUCAGGGCAGAGCUUAAGAAUCCGAGGUAUCAUAUUUAUGAGCGCGCGCGACGUGUGUGGGCAAGGAAGCCUUUCCCCGAGGAGAUUGCGGAGAGGGAGAGGGCUGAGGCUAAUAAGAAGGCUGCCAUUAAGAUUGAGGAGUGA